AUGAUGCACGGAGAACUGAAAACUCCUGAUCCUUCCAGUUUGACCCUCAUGAGCCUAUUCCAGCCACUGGGCAGCUCUGAAUGCUGCCACUUCUGGGACUGGAAUCGUCACAACUGUCCCUCCAUGGCUGAGGCUGUAAUCAACAAAGAGCCUCUGCUGCUGCCUGCCUGCUGGAGUCUGCAGCUAAACUGCCUCUCUGCUGCCAUGGGAGCUGCUGCUGCUGAAUUUAGAAGUAGGAUAUCUCUCCCUUCCUCCAACCCUCUGAUCUUUGCUAAUGCCUGCCAUUGGCAGAUACUAAUAGGAAGCCGCUGGCAAAGAGCCUGA
This is a messenger RNA of Rangifer tarandus platyrhynchus (Svalbard reindeer), 324 nucleotides long. The record is from the annotation of a GenBank genome assembly. Lineage: Eukaryota; Metazoa; Chordata; Mammalia; Artiodactyla; Cervidae.